Gasterosteus aculeatus aculeatus (three-spined stickleback) is the source of this 3191-nucleotide messenger RNA. The record is from RefSeq and is a predicted model, not a curated record. NCBI's taxonomy places the organism in Eukaryota, Metazoa, Chordata, Actinopteri, Perciformes, Gasterosteidae.
GGGGGGGGGGGGAUCAGUGCGCGUGCGUGUGUGCGCGUGUCAGAGAGGAAGAGGUCGGAUCGUCUUGAAUCAGUGGAAAGAAAUACGAAACGCGCUGCGACGUGAGUCUGCAGCCCGGAGACGCUUUUUACUUCAUCUUUUACAUAUAAAGUGUUUUUGAAACAGACAGAAUUUGAGCUCAGGACAUUUUUUGUAUGUAAAUUCAUGUUUUUUCUAGUGUUGAAAAUCACAUCAGUGUUUCAGGAAGUGAAGAAAGACUGAGUGUGUGCGUGUGUGUGUGUGUGUGUGUGCAUGUGUGUGUGUGCGCGUGUGUGUGUGUGUGUGUGUGUGUGCGCGCGUCACACUUCCUGUGUGAACACGUGAUCCGGUUCUUCAUUCAUGGCAGCAUCGCUGUAAUCAUUCUAGUGUAAGAAGUAGCAGCUGGAGCCACAUUCGUUAAUUAGGGGCCAUUGUUUGGAUUUGUUUCUUCCUGAUGCGUUAGAGGACGCUCGGACAUCUGAGUGUUAAACUGAACAACAACAUCGACUCAAUAAAUCAAAUACAUGAUUACGUUUCUCUUUGAGCGUCGCUCCUCGUGCGGUUCCGAAUAUCAGGAGACAUUCAGCACAUCAUUUAGAAUCUGGUACAUUAAAGGCACAACUUUUACAAAAAAUAUGUCUGCGUGCAGUUUAUUUCAUUAUAUGAUUUUCCAUAGAAUGUUAUGAUACAUUAUUCUAUUGAAUGUUAUAAUAUCUUAUUCCAUGGAGGGCUGUGAUGUAUUAUUCCAUAUAGUUUUAUGAUAUAUUAUUGCAUAUAUUCUUAUGACAUAUUAUUCCAUAGAGGGUUACAAUGCAUUAUUACAUAGAACCUUAUGAUAUAUUACUCCAUAUAGUGCAAUGACAUUUCUCUGUAGUCAUAAAACAUAACCUGCUUGGCAGAAAUAACAGAGAAGAAGAUGGUUUAGAGUUUUUUCAAAGAUUAAAGAUGCAAAGAUCUGUGUUUAGACCAAAAGAGACAAAAGUUUUAACCUAAACGCUGAACAUCAGGCCCCCCAUUGGUCAAAAGAUGUUUGUCAAAAUAAAAGCCUUUUCAUGAAUUGGAUGCUUGCAUCGUGUGCGGCCAUGUUGUUUUUCAUGGAGUCGCCCUGAGACGGAUGCUCGGUGGUUUCCAUUGCGUCACCCUUUCACUUCCUGUCUCUCUCGCUGACAUGUUUCCCACCUGAGUGGCAUCACAUCGGUGAAGGCAACCGGAGACACGCUGACCUCGACGGAGCGGGAGAGGAACAUGAAGAGGAGCUGAAGAAGAAGAAGAGCGUCAACGCGAAGGCCGUCAUGAUUCACUCAAAUCAUUCCAUCCACUCCGUGUUCUGCUGCUGCUGCAGCGUGCAGAGCAGGGAGAUCAGCACCCACGUGGAGCUGGAGGGAAGCAGCUCGCUGUGCUUCGGGACCAGACGAUACCCGGGGCACGCCUGCAGGGGCGACAGGUCCAGGAAGAAGCUCCCCCUCCCGCCCCCCGACGACGAGCACGCCGAAGGUCAGGGGCUGCUAACCGUCGUCGCCAUGUACGACUUCACCGCCAAGGAGGACACCGACCUGACCCUCAAACAGGGAGAAGAGUACGUCAUCCUGCACAAACAGGACCAGCUGUGGUGGAGAGCGCAGGACAAACACGGGAACAAAGGGUUCAUUCCCAGCAACUACGUGACCGAGAGAAACCGAAUCGAGGCAAACGCGUGGUACUGCAAGAACAUCACCAGGACAGAAGCCGAGCAGCUGCUGAGACAGGAGGACAAAGAGGGAGGUUUCGUGGUGCGGGAGUCUAGUCAGAAGGGCGUCUACACCGUCUCCGUCUACACCAAAACAUCGAUCGCUAGCGGGGUCAUCCGCCACUACCAGAUCAAGACAAGUGAGGCGGGUCAGUUCUUCUUGGCUGAGAAACACACCUUCAGCUCCAUCCCUGACGUCAUCCAGUACCACGAGCACAACGCAGCAGGUCUGGUGACCCGGCUGCGGUACCCGGUGGGUCCGAUGGGGCGCUGUGUGCCGGCCACGGCGGGAUUCAGCUCCGAGAAGUGAGAGAUCAACCCCAGCGAGCUGACGCUCAUUAAGGAGCUGGACAGCGGUCAGUUCCGCGUGAUGAGGCUCGCAAGCUAGCGAGCCAGCACCCAGUGGGCCAUCAGGGCCAUCAGAGCGGGCGCCAUGUACGAGGAGGACUUCGUCGAGGAGGCUAAAGUCAUGAUUGAGACGGGGGAGACGGAGGACAGGACCACUGUACGCGUCUGCCUGCAGCAGCAGCCGCUGCUCAUCGUGCCGAGUUCAUGGAGAACGCUGCCUGCUGAACUCCUGCGGCAGAGGAGGCAGAGUCUGAAGACGCCGUGGCUUCUGUCCAUGUGCCAGGACGUGUGCGAGGGGAUGGAGUACCUGGAGGCUCAGAGUUUCAUCCACCGAGACCUCGCCGCCAGGAACUGUCUGGUGAACGACCUCAAUGUGGUGAAGGUCAGCGACUUUGGGAUGACCAGGUACGUUCUGGACAACCAGUACACCAGUUCAUAUGGUGCCAAGUUCCCAGUGAAGUGGUCUCCUCCGGAGGUUCUCCACUACAAUAAAUACAGCAGCAAGUCUGACGUCUGGUCCUUCGGUGUGGUGAUGUGGGAGAUCUACUCGGAGGGCCGGACCCCGUUUGAGAACCGUUCCAACAUGGAGGUGGUCAACGAGAUCACUCGGGGGGUCCGGCUGUACCGCCCGCAGCGAGCCUCGCAGCCGCUCUUCUCCAUCAUGUACCGCUGCUGGCACGAGAAGCCGCAGGGUCGGCCAUCUUUCUCAGAGCUGCUGGAGGAAGUCAGAAAACUGGCAGAAAAUACGGAAUAACACUUAUUUUUUCUGCUGAUUAUUAUUUCCCAUCAACAUACACUGAACGAUGUCAUUGUAAAUAACUUGGUUAAAAUAUUUUAUCAGAGCCUUUUCACACAGCGUUUUCACUGAUGGGUUUUAGCAUUUAUAUAAGCCCCUACAUAGAAAACACAUUUGUAUAUAAUGUGAAAUAAUGUAAUGUUGAACAUGUGAAGAUGUCAUUAAACACAAUGAUUGCCUUUUUGUCCAAUUGUACUAUUAGUUAUAGCAAUGGUACUUUUUUUUAAAUCAAAGUGUGACUAUUUGUACUGUGUACUCACACUGAAAAGGGACCUUGUCUUCAAUAUAUAUGUUUUACUUGAA